AAUGAAUAUGAAGCUAGCAGUAUAUACACAGGACUUACACGUCGCUUAUUAGUUGAAACAAAACUAUAUAACGCUCUCGAGAUGCCUGACAGAGAUAAACUAGACACUGAAGAGAUGCAAGAAUUUGAUGACAUAUUUCUGCUCUUGAAUUCAUUUGGAAGAUAUCAAAAGAUUGUAUUCUUUUCGGUUCAUAUGAUGUUAUUUCCAAUAGCUAUGCAGUUUGAUGCUCUGGUUUUUGGGUUCAGUACUCCAUACUUUCAUUGUGUUACUCCUAAUGUAACAUGUGAGGAUAAAAAGUGUUGCUCCGAUUGCAAGGAGUAUGUAUUCGAUGGACCAUUUCACAGUACUGUAUCUGAGUGGAACCUUAUAUGUGACCGCGCGUACCUGGCCGCUACUAUCCAGUCGUGUUAUUUUGUUGGGAUGCUCUUUGGGUCGUUGAUCACUGGAAUGAUUUCUGAUGCUUGGGGAAGAAAAAAGUGCAUUUUCGCUUCUAAUCUUAUAAUGGUAUUGCCCGGAGUUGCAACAUCAUUUGUGGAUUGUGUUUCGUUCAUGGCAUUUCUUCGUUUCUUGGUUGGAUUCUCAAUUCCUGGAGUUAUGCUACCAUCGUUUAUAUACGUGAUGGAAUUCGUUGGUCCUUCAUACCGCACCGCCGCCGGCAACUUUGGUGUAUUUGUGUUCAGUUUAGUUGGACUAUGGACUGUAUUUUGUGCUUACUUCCUUCGUGAUUGGAGAUGGUUUCUUCUCGUUUGUACUGCGCCAGCAGCAUUGCUUUUCCCGUUUUGGAAAGUUUUCCCGGAAUCUCCCCGGUGGCUGAUCGCUAAAAAUCGCUUAGAASAAGCUCAAUCUGUACUCAUGAAGUAUGGCGGUAAGAACAAUGAGCCCGUCGAUGAACAGAAGGUACGAGAACUCAUCCAAGAUAUACGAAGACAAGAACUGGCGACGAUCGCAGUACAAAAGAACUAUUCGCCAUUGGACCUUGUGAGAACCCGAAAGAUGAGAAAAUGGACUUUGAUCAUAUGCUAUCAAUGGUGGGCUGUAGCGAUAGUAAGUUUUGGGAUUUUGCUAUUUUUUACCCAGCUUGCUGGUAGUCCCUACAUCAACUUUCUUAUCAUGAAUGGAGCAGCUGCACUUACAAUCACCUUUGUCACCUUUGUUACCUACUUGAAAUUUGGACGUCGUAUWACUCAUGCUGCUUUUAUAGUGAUUGCUGGUGUCGUUCUUCUAUCAAUACUGGCAGUGCAUGACGAUUUUCCAUUGGCGACCACAAUCUUAAGUCUGAUUGGCUACAUUACAAUCGACAGUAAUUGGAUUGGUGUCUACAUUAUUACGACCGAGAUGUWCCCGACUGUAGUCAGGAACACUGCACAGGGAGUUGGAUCGGCUAUGGCUCGUUUUGGUGCAAUAUUAGCUCCUUAUAUUUCUAUGAUGAGUCAGCUACCAGGCCUUGGACUUGCAUUUCCUGUCGUUAUCUUUGGUGUGCUCGCAUUGGUUGCUGGGAUAUUGAUGUAUUGGAUUCCCGAGACGCUCUACGCGCCCAUGCACCAGACCAUUGGCGAGGCUGAAUCUGCGGAGGAAGAUUUUGGCAUUCCUUGUUGUGGCAAGAAAAACAAGUCACCCAGAGUUCGCGUUCCUAUGAGCGGUGAAUAUAACAUGAAUGACAAGGAACAUGAAAUGACGAAAUUGUAGUCGGAUUUUAAUUAUGCACUAGUCAGGAAACCUCCGUCCCCCGACUUCCGGGAAAUUCCGGGGAAUUUAACCUUGAAUGGUUAAUUUUCGUAAUCAUUUUGUACUCAUUAAUUGCUUACUACAUGAGAGUAACAGUGGUCGAAGUAAUAAGUUUCUUUUAACUUUUCAUGAAAGGAAAAAUAGACAAAUACACAAUAUAAAUAACAAUGAAAAAAUGUAUACAAAUG
Messenger RNA from Exaiptasia diaphana, 1913 nucleotides. RefSeq names its product organic cation transporter protein. The transcript has 9 exons. Gene Ontology annotation, biological process: transmembrane transport. Gene Ontology annotation, cellular component: membrane. The record is from RefSeq and is a predicted model, not a curated record. NCBI's taxonomy places the organism in Eukaryota, Metazoa, Cnidaria, Anthozoa, Actiniaria, Aiptasiidae. Bases 82 to 1686 code for a protein of 534 amino acids. Gene Ontology annotation, molecular function: transmembrane transporter activity.